AUGGAGACUGAACAACAGGAGGAAACCUUUACCAACACAGAGACAAAUGGUAAAUUUGGCAAACGUCCUGCAGAAGAUAUGGAAGAAGAACAGGCCUUCAAAAGGUCUCGGAAUACAGAUGAAAUGGUUGAAUUGCGCAUUUUGCUUCAAAGCAAAAAUGCUGGAGCAGUGAUUGGAAAAGGUGGCAAAAAUAUUAAGGCACUUCGUACAGAUUACAAUGCAAGUGUUUCAGUCCCAGACAGCAGUGGCCCUGAGCGUAUCUUGAGUAUAAGUGCAGAUACAGAGACAAUUGGAGAAAUCUUGAAGAAGAUUAUCCCUACUUUGGAAGAGUACCAGCACUACAAAGGUAGUGACUUUGACUGUGAAUUAAGACUUCUAAUUCACCAAAGUCUAGCAGGAGGAAUUAUUGGUGUCAAGGGUGCUAAAAUCAAAGAACUCAGAGAGAAUACUCAAACCACCAUUAAGCUAUUUCAAGAAUGUUGUCCUCAUUCCACUGAUAGAGUGGUGCUUAUUGGUGGAAAACCUGAUAGAGUUGUGGAAUGUAUCAAGAUUAUCUUGGAUCUUAUCUCUGAGUCUCCAAUUAAAGGACGAGCCCAGCCUUAUGAUCCAAAUUUCUAUGAUGAAACAUAUGACUAUGGUGGCUUCACAAUGAUGUUUGAUGAUAGAAGGGGACGGCCAGUGGGCUUUCCCAUGCGUGGAAGAGGAGGCUUUGAUCGAAUGCCUCCUGGUCGUGGGGGACGACCUAUGCCUCCAUCAAGAAGAGAUUAUGAUGAUAUGAGCCCUCGCAGAGGACCUCCACCGCCUCCACCAGGCCGUGGUGGCAGAGGUGGCAGCAGAGCUCGUAAUCUUCCUCUUCCUCCUCCACCACCUCCUCGUGGCGGAGAUCUUAUGUCUUAUGACCGAAGAGGUAGACCUGGAGACCGUUACGAUGGAAUGUUUGAGGGUGGCUCUGGAUAUGACUAUUCUUACACAGGGGGCCGUGGUUCAUAUGGAGAUCUUGGUGGACCCAUCAUCACAACACAAGUAACAAUUCCCAAAGAUUUGGCAGGUUCUAUUAUUGGGAAGGGAGGCCAGAGAAUCAAACAAAUACGUCAUGAGUCAGGAGCUUCAAUCAAAAUCGAUGAACCACUAGAAGGCUCAGAAGAUCGAAUAAUAACUAUUACAGGAACGCAGGACCAGAUACAAAAUGCUCAAUAUUUACUGCAGAACAGUGUGAAGCAGUAUGCAGAUGUUGAAGGAUUCUAAUGCAAGAUUAUUUUUUCUUUUUUAUAGUGUGAAGCAGUAUUCUGGAAAGUUUUUCUAAGACUAGUGAAGAACUGAAGGA
Messenger RNA from Melozone crissalis (California towhee), 1324 nucleotides. RefSeq names its product heterogeneous nuclear ribonucleoprotein K-like. Gene Ontology annotation, biological process: regulation of transcription by RNA polymerase II; regulation of mRNA splicing, via spliceosome. Gene Ontology annotation, cellular component: cytoplasm; nucleus. Gene Ontology annotation, molecular function: mRNA binding. Lineage: Eukaryota; Metazoa; Chordata; Aves; Passeriformes; Passerellidae. The transcript is spliced from 13 exons. The record is from RefSeq and is a predicted model, not a curated record. Bases 1 to 1245 code for a protein of 414 amino acids.